AGUGAUAGAUUAGCGGUAUCAUGGCAAGGGCCAUUUAAAGUCUUAAAAAAGAUUUCAGAUGUUGAUUAUCAGAUCCUUUAUAAGGGAAAACCUAAAAUUUAUCACAUCAACAUGUUAAAACCAUACAGACAGCGGGUUGAGAAAGUUCAGAACACAGUGGUAACACCUGUAUCUACCGCAGUGGAUGUGGCAUGCAGAUUAAUUACUGAACCCGAAGAUGACCCCCCUGAAGAACAGAUACAAACACCUACAGUGAGCUCACAAAGCUCAUGGAAACAGAUAAAAAUUUCACAAACAUUACCACCACCAGAGAGAGCUAAAUUAAUUAAUUUACUUGAAGAGUUUUCUGACAUAUUUUCUGAUAUACCAGGCAAAUGCACUGCAAUUAAACACCACAUACGGCUAAACACAAACAAGCCAAUAAAAGUAAAGCAGUAUCCGGUACCAGAACAAUACCGAGAAAAACUAAUUGACGAAAUUAAAAUGCUAGAAAAAUGA
Candidula unifasciata is the source of this 498-nucleotide messenger RNA. The record is from the annotation of a GenBank genome assembly. NCBI's taxonomy places the organism in Eukaryota, Metazoa, Mollusca, Gastropoda, Stylommatophora, Geomitridae.